CAAAAAAAAAAAAAAAAAAAAAAAAAAAAAAAUCCAAACUCCAAGACAGUCGUUUAUUUUUUUCUUAUAUGGCCUGCUCAUUCCCACAUUCAUGGCACCAUGGUCCGUAGCCCAUACAAAGUCGCCGCUCAUUCUUUCCUCACCCUUUGCUCUCUUCACAAGCAAAAUAUCCCCAAAUCUCUCCACUCUUUCCCCAAUUUCUCAUAUACUUUUUUCUUCAAUUAUCUUCAACUUAAUCAAUCCAACAGUCAAAACAGAGUCUUUAUCUUUAAUCACCGAUUUUAUUUUCUGAUUAAUUUCUUGGAGAAGGAAGUUCAGGGAUAUGUCUAAAUUCGAAGGGGUUCUUGUGUCUGAUCAUUGGCUUCAAAGCCAGUUUACACAAGUUCAACUUCGUAGUCUUAAAUCCAAGUUUAUAUCAUCAAAGAAUCAAAAUGGUGAAGUUACAGCUGCAGAUUUGCCUGUUUUGCUUGCAAAGUUGAAGCCUUUUAAUGAGAUGUUUAAGGAGAAUGAGAUUUCAGAUUUGUUGUCUAAAUCUGGUUUGGAUAUGAGUAAUGGGAUUGACUUUGAAGGAUUCUUGAGGGCUUACUUGAAUCUACAUUCACAAGCGGCUGCGAAAUUGGGUAAUUCGAAUAACUCGUCUUCGUUUUUAAAAGCCACAACGACGACUCUACUUCACACCAUUGAUGAAUCCGAGAAAGAAUCGUAUGUUGCGCAUAUCAAUAGUUAUCUUAGAGACGAUCCGUUUAUGAAGCAGUUUCUUCCCAUAGACCCAGCUACCAAUGCCUUGUUUGAGCUAGCUAGAGAUGGAGUUCUUCUAUGUAAACUUAUUAAUGUUGCGGUGCCUAAUACGAUAGAUGAACGGGCUAUUAACACGAAACGAGUGCUCAACCCGUGGGAACGAAAUGAAAAUCAUACUCUUUGCCUUAACUCUGCUAAGGCUAUAGGAUGUACGGUAGUAAAUAUUGGCAACCAGGAUUUGGUCGAGGGAAGACCUCAUCUUGUUCUUGGCCUAAUUUCUCAGAUUAUAAAGAUACAACUCCUGGCAGAUCUCAACCUUAGAAAGACACCUCAGCUUGUGGAAUUGGUGGAAGACAACAAUGAUGUUGAGGAGCUAAUGGGAUUAGCACCUGAGAAAGUCCUACUAAAAUGGAUGAAUUUCCAUCUUAAAAAAGCAGGUUACAAAAAACCUGUCACCAACUUCUCGUCUGAUCUAAAGGAUGGAGAAGCAUAUGCUUACCUGCUUAACGUUCUUGCACCAGAACAUUGCAGCCCCGCCACUCUAGACACCAAGGACCCCACCGAAAGGGCAAAUCUGGUACUCGAGCAUGCUGAAAAAAUGGACUGUAAACGUUACUUGGCUCCCAAGGAUAUCGUUGAAGGCUCCACAAAUUUAAAUCUUGCAUUCGUUGCACAAAUAUUCCACCAAAGAAAUGGUUUAUCUACUGAUAACAAAAAGAUAUCGUAUGCCGAGAUGAUGACCGAUGAUGAAGAAAUGUCUAGAGACGAGAGAUGUUUCCGACUUUGGAUUAAUAGUCUCGGGAUUUCUUCUUACAUUAAUAAUUUGUUUGAGGAUGUCCGAAAUGGAUGGACACUUCUGGAAGCUGUAGAUAAGGUUUCUCCAGGAUCGGUUAACUGGAAGCAUGCAACGAAACCUCCGAUCAAGAUGCCGUUUAGGAAAGUUGAGAAUUGCAAUCAAGUUAUUAAGAUCGGGAAGCAGUUGAAGUUUUCGCUUGUUAAUGUAGCGGGAAACGACUUUGUACAAGGGAAUAAAAAACUUAUACUCGCUUUCUUGUGGCAGUUGAUGAGGUUUAAUAUGCUUCAACUUUUGAAAAACUUGAGAUCGCGUUCUUCACAGGGGAAGGAGAUAACAGAUGCGGAUAUUUUGAAAUGGGCGAAUAAAAAAGUGAAAAACACAGGCCGAAUGUCGCAAAUGGAGAGUUUUAAGGAUAAGAGCCUUUCAAAUGGUAUUUUCUUUCUUGAGCUUUUGAGUGCGGUGGAGCCCAGGGUGGUCAACUGGAACCUUGUAACCAAGGGUGAAAGCGACGAGGAGAAGAAGUUGAAUGCAACUUACAUAAUCAGUAUUGCGCGAAAGCUUGGGUGCUCAAUUUUCUUAUUGCCAGAAGACAUCAUGGAGGUGAACCAGAAGAUGAUGCUUAUGCUAGCAGCCAGUAUAAUGUACUGGAGCCUUCUGCAAUCUACAGAUGACUCGGAAUCAUCACCUUCAUCUGUUGCAGCAACACCAGAAGCAUCACCAGCACCGUCUGUUAAUGGAGAUGCACCAUCUGUUAAUGGAGAUGACGGCUCCGAAUUCUCUAUGGGUGCUGAAAUUGCCAAUCUGUCCAUUGAUGAUGCAGCAUCUGAUACUACAGUCUCUUCAACUCAUGAAAACAAUGAUACUCCUUUACAGUGAUAUAUUCUUUUAUUUGUAAGUAACAGAAGAGAAGGCGAGAAGAAGGUAUACAUAAGUUUUGGUAAGAAAAACUAGGUACAACAAUGGGUUAUAAUUUUUUUUUUUAACUGAAAUAAGUUGUACAUUUUUCAUGCAAUUAAAGUUCAGUUAAAAGAUAUAUGUUCUAAUUUUUUUAUUU
Molecule: messenger RNA, 2588 nt
Organism: Helianthus annuus (common sunflower)
Lineage: Eukaryota; Viridiplantae; Streptophyta; Magnoliopsida; Asterales; Asteraceae
Product: fimbrin-1
Exons: 15
Coding region: 323-2410 (695 amino acids)
Biological process (GO): actin filament bundle assembly; actin filament network formation
Cellular component (GO): actin filament; cytoplasm; actin filament bundle
Molecular function (GO): actin filament binding
Source: RefSeq, a predicted model, not a curated record